This is a messenger RNA of Antechinus flavipes (yellow-footed antechinus), 3383 nucleotides long. It is a transcript of the gene ACVR1, whose product is annotated as activin A receptor type 1. The transcript has 11 exons. Gene Ontology annotation, cellular component: BMP receptor complex; plasma membrane. Gene Ontology annotation, biological process: BMP signaling pathway; protein phosphorylation; transforming growth factor beta receptor signaling pathway. The record is from RefSeq and is a predicted model, not a curated record. The coding region runs from base 735 to 2270 and encodes 511 amino acids. Lineage: Eukaryota; Metazoa; Chordata; Mammalia; Dasyuromorphia; Dasyuridae. Gene Ontology annotation, molecular function: transforming growth factor beta receptor activity, type I; SMAD binding; ATP binding.
UCCUACUGCUGCUCCUGCUCCUGCUCCUGCUCUUUGCAAUCGCCUCCUCCACCUCAUGCUCGCGGGGGGAAGUUUUUUUUUUGUAGCCGUCUCCUUCGCCUCCUCUCCCAGACUGACUCUUUCGCCUUAACUCUGAUCUCUUUUGCUCUCCUUCUUCUUCCUCCCAUCCCGCCAGUGCCUCUGCACCUCUGGAAGUUUAUUCCUGCAGUUCUUCUUCCUCCUCUUCCUCCUCCCUCUCCCCGCCCAUUGCUCUUCUCCCCUCCUCCUCAAACAACCCCCACCCCACCCCCCACCUUCUAGUGGCUGCUGCAAGCUUGCUUCUUGGCAAGAGAUGUCGGGCUAAGGGCUGGGAAAGCCCCUGGCUCCGAGAGCAUUGGCCCUGCGCAAAGCUCCAUUGCAGCAGCAGCAGCCGUUCCAUGGGCGGCUAGCCCCUAGUCCUUUGCCCAGGGAGAGUUCCGGGGCACGCCGGCUGCACCGCCCCGCCCCGCCCCGCACCACCCCCGGGGGUUGUCUGACUGUCCGCCCGCACGACCAAGCUGGGCUGCGGCACUCCGUUUCACCUACACCUUACUCCAGGAUCCAGAGAGAUGAAACUGAGACAAACAGAAAUUAAGUGAAUUGCUCAGGAUCACACAGCUAGCAGGUGUCUGAGGCUGUAUUUGAACUCAGGUGUUCCUGACUACUGGCCCUGUGCUCUAUCUACCGCUUCUGGGAGCUGCUUCUAAAGUUAUACAAUGUUUGAUGGAGUUAUGAUUCUACCUGUUCUCAUGAUGAUAACUUUCCCCUCUCUUAGUGUGGAAGAUGAGGAACCAAAGUUGAAUUCAAAUCUGUAUAUGUGUGUGUGCGAAGGCAUAUCCUGUGGGAAUCAGGAUCACUGUGAGGGACAACAGUGUUUUGCCUCAUUGAGCAUAAAUGAUGGUAUUCAAGUGUACCAGAAAGGAUGCUUCCAAGUGUAUGAACAGGGGAAAAUGACCUGUAAGACUCCACCAUCCCCGGACCAAGCUGUGGAGUGCUGUCAGGGAAACUGGUGCAAUGGAAACAUCACAGCCCAGCUACCAACUUUAAAAGGAAAAUCCUUCCCAGGAGGAUAUUCACGAUUCAGCCUGGAUUAUAUGGCCAUCUUUAUAGGCCUCUCUAUAGCAGCGUGCCUUUUUGUUAUUCUACUGGUUGUGGGCAUUCGGAAAUUUAAAAAACGAAAUCAGGAACGGCUUAAUCCUAGAGAAGUGGAAUAUGGCACCAUUGAUGGACUCAUCACUACAAAUGUUGGCGAUAGCACCUUAGCAGAUUUAAUGGAUCAUUCUUGUACAUCAGGAAGUGGCUCUGGUCUUCCUUUUCUCGUACAAAGAACUGUGGCUCGUCAGAUUACACUCUUGGAGUGUGUAGGAAAAGGCCGAUAUGGAGAGGUAUGGCGAGGCCAUUGGCAAGGAGAAAAUGUUGCUGUGAAGAUAUUUUCCUCUCGUGAUGAGAAAUCUUGGUUCAGAGAAACAGAAUUAUAUAACACUGUAUUGUUAAGACAUGAAAAUAUUUUAGGGUUCAUUGCUUCAGAUAUGACAUCAAGACACUCCAGUACUCAGUUGUGGUUAAUUACACAUUAUCAUGAAAUGGGAUCAUUGUAUGACUAUCUACAGCUCACCACUCUGGACACAGUUAGCUGUCUUCGAAUUGUGCUGUCUAUUGCUAGUGGUCUGGCACACUUGCACAUAGAGAUAUUUGGAACUCAAGGGAAGCCAGCUAUAUCCCAUCGGGAUUUAAAGAGCAAAAAUAUCCUUGUUAAGAAGAAUGGACAGUGCUGUAUAGCAGAUUUGGGACUUGCAGUGAUCCACUCCCAGACCAACAAUCACCUAGAUGUUGGAAACAACCCCCGUGUGGGUACCAAGCGCUAUAUGGCCCCUGAAGUCUUAGAUGAAACUAUCCAAGUGAACUGUUUUGACUCUUAUAAAAGAGUUGACAUUUGGGCCUUUGGACUGGUCCUGUGGGAGGUGGCCAGGCGAAUGGUGAGCAAUGGUAUUGUUGAAGAUUAUAAGCCACCCUUCUAUGAUGUAGUUCCUAAUGAUCCAAGUUUUGAAGAUAUGAGAAAGGUAGUCUGUGUGGAUCAGCAGAGGCCAAACAUUCCCAACAGAUGGUUCUCAGAUCCAACGUUAACCUCUUUGGCUAAACUUAUGAAAGAGUGCUGGUAUCAGAAUUCAUCUGCAAGAUUAACAGCUCUGCGUAUCAAAAAGACUUUGACCAAAAUUGAUAAUUCCUUAGAUAAAUUGAAAGCUGACUGUUGACGUUUUCGUGGUGCUGUCAAGAUGGAAGAUUUUUUUGUUGUUGUUGUCAUUGUCCAGUCUGGAAAUAUGCUGAUCUGACGAUUUGUCAGAACUGAUCCCUUCCGACCCCCCAAAAAUGGCUUCUUAGACAAGAUGGACAUCUUAUCUAGCCAUCUCUUUGGGAGACGUUAAAACCACCUGAACCUCGCUCAAUGACUCUAAAAAUGGGCAUUUCACAAACUGUUCAGACUUCAGAGACUUGAUGCUGGAUGUACUGUUGCAAAAGAUGUGACCUGAAGGAACACAGAGAAAUUCGAAGACAAAGAUCUGGGCAUUAUGAUGAUGGCUUGGAGUUCUUUUCACAGGGCUCUUAGAUACUCCCCUUGGGGAACGCGAGGAUGUGGUAAAUUUUUAAUCAGCAAUAUUGCCUGUGCUUCUCUCCUUUAUUGCACUAGGAAUUCUUUGCAUUCCUUACUUGCACUGUUACUAUUAAUUUUAAAACCCAACUUGCCAAAAAAAAAAAAAUUGGCUCUGUAUUCCACUGAUCCGUCUGAAUAAUAGGAAUUCAAUUUGGCAAAAUGAAAUGUAACUGUCAGACUUCGCUGCAUUUUACACGUGCUGAUGUUUACAAUAAUGCCGAACAUUAGGAAUUGUUUAUAAACGACUUGGCAAAUUAUUUAUUACUAGUGCACUUAGCAGUUUUCACAAAACUGACUAGUGCAUGUUAAAGCUUAUUUUUAUGUGGUCUCAUGAUUUUAUUACACAAAUGUUUUUAACACUAUUAUCUGAAAUGGACAUUUUCUGUAUUAUCAGUUAAGAGUCACAUUUUAAGUGCUUCACAUUUGUAUGUGUGUAGUCUGUAAUAUAUUUUUUUUUUCAGUUCGUACGCAGAACAUAUUUAGCCAUUACCCACAAGACACCACCGAAUAUCUUACUGAUUUAGAAACAAUUAAAGAUUUCAGUAGAACUUUAGUCCUGAAUGCUGUGGGGGGGAAAUGCAUUUUCUUCUGAAUUAUACAUUAUGUGCAUUUAAACUCUGCCAGAAAAAAAUAACUAUUUUGUUUUAAUCUACUUUUUGUAUUUAGUAGUUAUUUGUAUAAAUUAAAUAAAAUGUUUUCAAGUCAAACAAUGAAA